UGGGCAGCCCCAGGGGACGGGGCCAGCAGGAGAGAGGUCUGCUCACCUCCAGGCCUCCCAGUGCUCAGGGCCCCCCCUCCCUGGCUGACUCUCCAGGUUAUAAAGGGGACUACUGAUUGGCAGCGUCCAUCAUCCUGUCUUAAGAGAGCCCACCAUGCCCCCCAGAGGAGACGGGUACCAAGGUCACACAUGGCCAAAGGUUGGAGCUGGAAGGGCCAUUUGGUCUAAAGGAGGGUACCAGGGUGCACAGUGGGUGGGGGCAGUCUCAGCUCCGGGAGGCCUUUCUGGGGCCUGGAACAGGCUGAGGGGAAGACCCUGCCCCGAGGUGUCUCACGUGGGGGGAGGCCAGAGGUGGGGCCAAGCGGCCACUCACCCAACAGUCCCAACCCCGCACCACAGGCCCGGAAGGCUCCCAGCUGUGAGACACGCUCAUGUGGUCUCAGGGGCCCACGCCCUCGGACCUUCUUGUCCCUCCAAGGGUAGGGUCACUAACCCCUCCCCAGGCCUGACCGUGAGGGGCUGGGCCUCUGCUCCCACACUGCCCCUCCCCAGCAGGCCAGCGAGGAUGGGGGAGGCCAAGGGGCCCGGGAGGAGCCAGAGGGGCGGUCCCCAGACUGUAGACAGGCCCAGGGCUCCGUGAUGUCACUGCGGGUGCUGAGGGGGGGAGGGGGUAAGGCUGUUUUUCUGGAGAGAGUCUUAGAGCCGAGUGGGACAAAGCCUGGGCGGGGCGGGGGCCAUGGCGCUGCCAUCCCGAAUCCUGCUGUGGAAACUUGUGCUUCUGCAGAGCUCUGCUGUCCUUCUGCACUCAGGGUCCUCAGUGCCCGCCGCCGCUGGCAGCUCCGUGGUGUCCGAGUCCGCGGUGAGCUGGGCGGCGGGCGCCCGGGCGGUGCUGCGCUGCCAGAGCCCGCGCAUGGUGUGGACCCAGGACCGGCUGCACGACCGCCAGCGCGUGCUCCACUGGGACCUGCGCGGCCCCGGGGGCGGCCCUGCGCGGCGCCUGCUGGACUUGUACUCGGCGGGCGAGCAGCGCGUGUAUGAGGCGCGGGACCGCGGUCGCCUGGAGCUCUCGGCCUCAGCCUUCGACGACGGCAACUUCUCGCUGCUCAUCCGCGCGGUGGAGGAGACGGACGCGGGGCUGUACACCUGCAAUCUGCACCACCACUACUGCCACCUCUACGAGAGCCUGGCCGUCCGCCUGGAGGUCACCGACGGCCCCCCGGCCACCCCCGCCUACUGGGACGGCGAGAAGGAGGUGUUGGCGGUGGCGCGCGGCGCGCCCGCGCUCCUGACUUGCGUGAACCGCGGGCACGUGUGGACCGACCGGCACGUGGAGGAGGCGCAGCAGGUGGUGCACUGGGAUCGCCAGCCGCCCGGGGUCCCGCACGACCGCGCGGACCGCCUGCUGGACCUGUACGCGUCGGGCGAGCGCCGCGCCUACGGGCCCCUUUUCCUGCGCGACCGCGUGGCCGUGGGCGCAGACGCCUUUGAGCGCGGUGACUUCUCGCUGCACAUCGAGCCGCUGGAGGUCGCCGACGAGGGCACCUACUCCUGCCACCUGCACCACCACUACUGCGGCCUGCACGAACGCCGCGUCUUCCACCUGACGGUCGCUGAACCCCACGCGGAGCCGCCCCCCCGGGGCUCUCCGGGCAACGGCUCCAGCCACAGCGGCGCCCCAGGUCCAGACCCCACACUGGCUCGCGGCCACAACGUCAUAAACGUCAUCGUUCCCGAGAGCCGAGCCCACUUCUUCCAGCAGCUGGGCUACGUGCUGGCCACGCUGCUGCUCUUCAUCCUGCUGCUGGUCACCGUCCUCCUGGCCGUCCGCAGGCACCGCGGAGGCUACGAAUACUCGGACCAGAAGUCGGGAAAGUCAAAGGGGAAGGAUGUGAAUUUGGCGGAGUUCGCUGUGGCUGCAGGGGACCAGAUACUUUACAGGAGUGAGGACAUACAGCUAGCCUGCUCUCCUCCCACAGAUUACAAAAACAACAUCUUGAAGGAGAGGGCGGAGCUGGCCCACAGCCCCCUCCCUGCCAAGUACAUCGACCUAGACAAAGGGUUCCGGAAGGAGUACUGCAAAUAGAGCGACCCUGGGCUCCUGGCUGGGCCAGCAGCUGCAUCUUUCCUGUCUGUGCCCCUCCGGGCAUCCCCUGAUGCUCCUGGGCUCACCCCUUCCAGCGGCUGGUCCCGCUUUCCUGGAAUUUGGUCUGGGCAUAUGCAGAAGCUGCCACCACACCCCUCUCCCAGGGGUUUGGUGGCAGCAUAGCCCCACGCCUUCGGCCUUAGCUCACGGGUGGCCCUGCUCACCCCAGACACAACCAAAAUCCCACUGAUGCCCAUCAUGCCCUCAGACCCUCCUGGGCUCUGCCCACUGGGGGCUGGAAGACAUUCCUGGAAGACACUCCCAUCAGAACCUGGCAGCCCCAAAACUGGGGUCAGCCCCAGGGCAGGAGUCCCACUCCUCCUGGGGUGCUGCCCGCCGUCAAGAGCUCCCGAGGGCUCCUCCGCCUGUACCACGCAGGGCUCCAGGCACCAUCUUCUCCCCAGGGACCUGGUGACUUGGUGAAUGCCAGCCCUUGCCCCUCUGUGCUGCUUUGGGCCACCUGGGGCUGCACCCCCCGCCCUUUCUCUGCUUCCACCCCUACCCUAGCCUUGCUCUCAGCCACCUUGACAGUCACUGGGCUCCCUGUGACUUCUGACCCUGACACCCCUCCCUUGGACUCUGCCUAGGCUAGAGUCUAGGGCUGGGGCCACAUUUGGCUUCUGUACUGGCUGAGAACAGGCGAGGGGGUGAAGGUGGCUUGGGGUGGCCUAUGUUGCCACUCUCAGCACCCCACAUUUGCACCUGCUGGUGGACCUGCCACCAUCACAAUAAAGGCCCCAUCUGACUUUUA
Molecule: messenger RNA, 2894 nt
Organism: Rhinopithecus roxellana (golden snub-nosed monkey)
Lineage: Eukaryota; Metazoa; Chordata; Mammalia; Primates; Cercopithecidae
Gene: MXRA8
Product: matrix remodeling associated 8
Exons: 10
Coding region: 737-2083 (448 amino acids)
Biological process (GO): establishment of glial blood-brain barrier; cell adhesion
Cellular component (GO): cell surface; membrane
Source: RefSeq, a predicted model, not a curated record